UUUCUAUUUUGUUUGAGAGAUUCAGAGCGGGAACAAAGAAGGAGGAGCCCCGAAAAUCCCCAUCACUCAAUCGAUCGACUCACUCCUAACUCAAACCUCGAACGGGGAUGCUCUCGCGAUUCCGGCGGCGGAGUGGCUCAGCGUCGUCGUCGUCGUCGUCUGCGGCUACUGCGCCUGGACCGGCCGCCAGAGCAGCAGCAGCAGCAACAGCAGCAGCAACACCAGCAGCAGAGGCACCCGCAUUAGAUCCGUCGUCGGCGUCGGCGGUUGCUCAUGACGAUGACGGUCGCUCCAACGCGUCUCAGCCGGUGCCCUCGUCCCAGCCGCAGCCGCCGCCGCAGCAGCCACACGCAAGCCCAGUGCCGCUGCAGCCAUCAGAGCACCCCUCAUCAGCCGCCACACUGCUGCAGAACACUGCAACGACAGCCGCCAACUACAAUAAAUCUUUGCCCCCUGCCCGCGGACGAAGCUCAACUGGCGGGAAGGAAAGCGGAAAGUUGAGGACGCCUGCCAGUGCGCCCGGAGCAUCGACGGCGACAGAGUACACGCCCCCUGUAAUGCGACAACGGAGUCGCAGCUUUUACGACCUGGUUACCCCGUCGUCCGGUCGAUCUGGCAGCCGAGACAUGUCUGCAACCACUUCCACCAGCUCGUUGCUCAUGUAUGACUCGACUGACUCGUCGACAGCGUCGUCCAUCGUUCGAGAGACAACUAGCAUGCUGCAGGAGGUGGACUCUGCCACUGGGCGCAAAAUGCUCAACGAGUACGUUGUCUUGUCCGGCCUUGGGCGCGGAUCGUUUGGUAAAGUCAAGCUUGUCACCCACCGCGAGACAAAUCAGCAGUUUGCGCUAAAGAUGUGCAACAAGCAGCGCCUGCGCAAUCAUCGACGAAGCCUACAGGGACCAGCCUUCAUGGCGGCGACCUGUGGGUUGGGAAAUGCGUCGCCGAGCAACUCUUCUCCGCGUUCCAGCUGGCUGCAACGCGCGAACGAUAAUGCGAGUGACAUUUUAAUCAAUGGUGGCGGCAAUCGCUUUCCAUCAGCCGCUGGCACGGAGACUAGCUUUGCUGCACAGCUACUCGCACACGCGACUCUGGCUGUCGGUUCGCCCAGUCAUGCCCCGCCAAAAUCACCAUCGCACGACUCGGGUGCUGUUCCUUCUGCCUCUUCUGCUGCAUUUGCUGGCGGUGGUAGUGGCGGGCAAAACUCGUUCGUGACCACAACCGCGGCCGCAGAUGGUGUCCUGCCCAACGGUAUUCCCAUCGCUUUGCUGACACGAUCGCCGUCUCAGCAACGCUCUCUCUAUCACCGCGCCGCAUCGCUGUCAACCACCUCCAACUCGAGUACCUCGCGCAAUUCUGGUGAUUUCUCGAACACCAACUUUUCGAGUACACCGACGCCGCCUCCAACCGCUGCCGGUGCUUCUCAGACAUUGCCGUCUAUCGUUGCUUCAAGCGCAGCUGCUGCAGCUGCAACUCCACCACCAACCGCACCGGCGUCUUGUCCACCCGGUUUGUCAGCUGGCGGUCGAGUGGCUCGAGCACAGUUGACCCCGACCCACCUCGACGCGUUCGAUCCCGUUCACCAAGAGAUUGCUGUCAUGAAGCGACUGUUGCACCCAUGCCUGGUUCGGCUCUUUGAGGUGAUUGAUGACCCCGAGAACAAUUUCAUCUGUCUGGUGCUCGAGUACGUUCCUGGCGGCUCGCUGCAAGACAUGCUGCGCCGUGUGCCAGACCGACCGCUUGUGCUGGAGCGUGCGCGCUCCAUCUUUCGCGAUGUGCUGCAGGGAAUGCAGUACUUGCACUACCACCGUAUCAUCCAUCGCGACAUCAAGCCGGACAAUUUGCUGUUGACGCUGGAAGGCCGAGUGAAAAUCACCGACUUUGGCGUGUCCCGCAUCGUCAAUCCGACCAGCAACGUCAUGCGAGAUACUGCUGGCACUCCCGCCUUCCAUGCACCCGAGAUGACCACAGGAGCCAUGUUUGACGGAUUCCGGUGCGACAUCUGGGCACUCGGCUGUGUGUUGCACGUCAUGACCACUGGCCAUGUUCCCUUCACGGGCGACUCACUGUUCAAGCUGUACGAAAACAUUCAAACACAAGAGCUGCCGCCCUUCCCCGACACAGUGGUCCUUUCUCGUCGCGUCCUCGAGUUUGCCAAUCCUCACGACACGAGCGAACUCGCGCCACAGCAAUCUCCACAACAACGAGCACAAUCGCCAGCACCGGUGCAGUCGUCGCUGCAAGUGCCUCAAGAGCAACAUCGACCGCACUCGCCGCCGGCUCUCGCCAAGGUUGGCCGGUCGUACUCGUCCGCUUCCAAACGACCCGUCAAAGCUGCUAAAGCCGUGGAAGUCACACCGACUCCGCUGGUUGUGGAUGAUACCUUUGCUGAGACGCCACCCGAGCUCAGAGACUUGAUUACACGACUCUUGUCCAAAGAUCCCGAUCAACGCCCCACCGCCUCCGAGGCCCUCGAAGAUCCUUGGGUGACCGAUCAUGGCGUUUGGCAAGUUGAGCCGGAAGCGCAAAUCAAGCCCUUCGACCCGCCCGCGUUCGAAAUUUCCCCGGAAGAGGUCUCGCGAGCCGUAACGCGCCGAGGAGUGCUCCUGACCAAGAUGAAAAAGUUUCGCGACCGCGUCAUGCGCCGUUCUGCAUCCGAGUAUACACGGCGCUCUGGCGGCGGCGACACCACCGUCUCGCACAGUCCGUCCUCUGGGUCUGUCUUUGGGUCGAACGUUCGGUUGAGCUGAGGCGCCAAUCCAGCCUUUUUUUUUUUGCUUUUUGGAUCUGUUCUUUUUUGCUUUUGUUUUUAGGAUUGUUGUCUUUUUGUUUCUUGUCUUCAUUUACGGUUUGUCUUUUUUUGUCCAAGCUCAG
Capsaspora owczarzaki ATCC 30864 is the source of this 2874-nucleotide messenger RNA. RefSeq lists its product as hypothetical. Gene Ontology annotation, biological process: protein phosphorylation. The transcript is spliced from 2 exons. The coding region runs from base 108 to 2750 and encodes 880 amino acids. Gene Ontology annotation, cellular component: cytoplasm. NCBI's taxonomy places the organism in Eukaryota, Filasterea, Ministeriida, Capsasporidae. Gene Ontology annotation, molecular function: protein serine/threonine kinase activity; ATP binding. The record is from RefSeq and is a predicted model, not a curated record.